Messenger RNA from Nakaseomyces glabratus, 1119 nucleotides. RefSeq lists its product as uncharacterized. Gene Ontology annotation, cellular component: cytoplasm. Gene Ontology annotation, molecular function: ubiquitin protein ligase activity; zinc ion binding. The record is from RefSeq and is a predicted model, not a curated record. Lineage: Eukaryota; Fungi; Ascomycota; Saccharomycetes; Saccharomycetales; Saccharomycetaceae.
AUGAGCAGUGAAGGACAGGGUCAAACAGAGGAGAUCAGCGCAUCAGAUUUUGUUAAUCAACAAAAACAAUUAGAGGAUGAAGCUAGAGAGCUGAUGCCUUGGGAACCUAAGCAGUGUACAUAUGAGUUGGGAUCGAUAAGACAACCUGUGUUUGCGUGCCGUUCCCAUAACCAGAUUGGAAUAUGUUACUCAUGCUCCAUUCUAUGCCAUACAUCUUGUGACAUAGUAGAGCUGUUUACCAAGAGACAUUUCACUUGUGACUGUGGGACUGAGAGGGAUACAAAACCUGCAGAUGAGGAUGGUAUUCACUGUCAACUAAGAAAGAAUAGAUCGAAGGAUAUAUCCUCUGACAGCAAUGAGUAUCGUCAAAAUUUUAAGGGACUUUUCUGUGGAUGUUCAACAGAGUAUGAUCCGGAGAAUCCAGCAGUAAUGCUACAAUGUGUGCUGGGCACCGAAUGUGGUGAGGACUGGUUUCAUGACUACUGUAUACUAGGUAAAACCAAGGAGGAAGCUGAUGAACUACGUGCGAGGAAACAGCCUGAUGCUGAGAAUGACGACGAGUUGGAAGAUCCGCUAGCUGGCAUGCCUGAUCUAGAAACUUUUGAUGCUUUUGUGUGCUGGAAGUGUACUAGUAAAUAUGAACAAUAUUUCAAGAGACUUUUAUCGCAUCCUCUGUCAGAGACAGUUAUAGCGAAGCAAUUAUAUCGUCAGUGCUCGGAGGUCAAGGAGACAGACGACGGCAAAAGAAAGCACGAUGAGGGAUCCGAGGACUACUCUUUGUUCCUUAAAAAGGACCACGAGAGUGCUUUCAAGAAGAUACUAAAGUCAUCCGAAGCGGAUUCCAAGAUUCGCAUUUUCUUGACCGAUUUAGCGCCACAUCUGAUCAAGGACGAGCCCGUGUACGAGCCACCGGAAGAGAAGGAAGAGACACUGUCGAUUGAAGCUCUAACUCGACAGAUAAUCCAGAAUGCAAUGGAUAGGCACACUGCUGUGGAAGGGCUGACAGCGUUCCACUCUUUGAAGGACAAGCUGAACUCAUUCCUGGCACCGUUCGCUGAGGCCGGCCAGACAGUGAAAGAAGAGGACAUAGUCACCUUCUUCAGCAAAUCGAAACACUAG